Messenger RNA from Gossypium raimondii (Peruvian cotton), 1578 nucleotides. RefSeq names its product ankyrin repeat-containing protein BDA1. The transcript is spliced from 2 exons. Bases 175 to 1461 code for a protein of 428 amino acids. The record is from RefSeq and is a predicted model, not a curated record. Lineage: Eukaryota; Viridiplantae; Streptophyta; Magnoliopsida; Malvales; Malvaceae. Gene Ontology annotation, molecular function: protein binding.
UUGACUAAGUUCUCAAUUAAUCAUAAAAUAUAUUUAAUAUAUUUUGAUUUCUAUAUUUUAAGGUGACAGUGUAUGUGCCAUGGACCAUAUCCUACCCCUUAUAUUAGAAUAGUAAUUCAGCUGAAGCAAUCUCCAGCAAAACUAAGUCUAGGCUAACAUAGUGUUCUGUUUCAAAUGGAUAUACAUAUGAGGAAUGCUGCUUCGAAAGGAGAUGUUGAGAUGUUAUAUAAAAUCAUAGAUAGAAAUCCUAAUGUAUUGGAUAAUAUUGACAAACAUCCCGUUGUUGAAACUCCUUUGCACGUUGCUGCAAGUGAGGGACAUACCAGUUUUGCUAUAGAGAUCAUGAGGCUGAAGCCAUGUUUCUCCCAGAAGCUAGAUGGCAGAGGGAUGAGCCCCAUGCACCUUGCCUUGGAAAACAACCGGAUCUCGACUGUGCUUCGUCUCCUGGAGACGGAGAAUGGGGAAGACCUCGUCCGCAACAAAGGCAAAGACGGUAUUACUCCUUUGCUUCAUGUGGUGAACCAGGGAGAUCUCCGUCUCUUGGAUAAAUUUCUCUCGGCUUGCCCCACUUCCAUCGUUGAUAUCACCAACCAGGGUGAAACUGCAUUGCACAUCGCUGUGAAAACCCGCAAAAUCGAAGUUUUAGAUUAUUUAUUAGAAUAUCUUCAAAGGUCUUGGAAAAGAGAGGCCCUGAACCAGGAGGAAAGAGUCCUCAACUGGAAGGACGAAAAUGGUUACACCGUAUUGCAUACUGCAGUGGAAUUGAAUCAAUUACAGAUGGUGAACUCGUUACUAAAGACUAACAUCAAUGUGAAUGCGGAAAACCUGAAAGAUUUAACAGUUCUGGACAUGGUUAACAAAUCAGAACCAGUUAAUACAGAGAUGAAAGGCCUCUUGAUUCAAGCAAGAGCUCUAGAAUUUCACUCGAUUCAGAUCAAGGGUACUACAGAUUCCAUGAAUCAACCAAGUACCAAAUCAAAGGUUAGCUGUUUUGGAAACGUGAUAGGAUUAUUGAAAGGGCAGAAAGCAAGUAUCUCAACGGAAUCAAGGGAUGCAUUGCUUGUGGCGGGUGCACUGAUAGCGACAACCACAUUCCAAGCGAUUCUGAGCCCGCCAGGAGGGCUUGGUCAGGGUGAGAACAAUGAAGGGAAGGUGGUGAUGAAAGCUUGGGUAUACAUGAUAUUCAUAAUCUUGAAUGGUACUUCGUUUUGUGUGACAGUCAUAACCAUAUUUCUUCUUCUCCCACACGGCUUCUUUGGUUGGCUAUUGACGGUAUCCUUAGGUCUGCUGUCUGCUGGUUACCUGUUCAGCUCAAUGGUCAUAUCGCCAAACCUGGAAUGUGCUUUGUUUAAUUUGGGUUUAUUCAUACUGUUUGUAGCGUUACUAGUUGUGGGUAUUCUGCUUUCAUCAAAGCGUCAACGGUUCAUCUCCAUCAGAAAAUUCUGCAAAUGCAGCAAGUAGGACCCUCCAUCUGUGGACGGAUCUCUGAGUCCAAUUAUUUGGGUACAAAAAAGAUAUCUCCUCACUUUGUGUGAAGUGCAUCUUCUUUGCAAUUAAACUUUUUCUUUUAAUUUUAUA